CCAACAGUAUCCAUUUACGUUGGUAGAACUGGAUACUCAUUUCAAUCGGGCGCAUUUAAACACGUGUUGUGGAAUAGAUUUUUUUUUUUUUUUUACUACAGUAUUGUAAAUAACUAAAAGUUAGACCUCAGAAAAUCAAAAUGCCGAAAGUUAAAGCAGAAAAGAAAACCCGACAACACCAGGAAAUUAAAAGUCAAGGCAUCAUGUUUAACACUGGAAUAGGUCAGCACAUUUUAAAAAAUCCUCUGAUUGUUAAUAGCAUUAUUGAAAAGGCUGCUCUUCGGCCAACAGAUGUGGUUCUGGAAGUUGGUCCUGGUACUGGUAACAUGACCGUGAAACUAUUAGAGAAAGCAAAAAAGGUAGUUGCUUGUGAGUUGGAUACCAGGCUCGUAGCUGAACUUCAGAAAAGAGUGCAGGGCACCCCAAUGCAAACUAAGCUUCAGAUCAUGGUUGGAGAUGUGUUGAAGACUGACUUGCCCUUUUUUGAUGUUUGUGUGGCUAACUUGCCUUACCAGAUUUCCUCACCGUUUGUUUUUAAGCUGUUGCUGCACAGGCCGUAUUUCAAAUGUGCAGUGUUGAUGUUUCAAAGAGAAUUUGCCCUUCGUCUGGUUGCAAAACCUGGAGAUAAACUCUUCUGUAGAUUAUCCAUAAACACUCAAUUGUUGGCCCGUGUAGAUCAUCUGAUGAAGGUUGGCAAAAAUAACUUUCGUCCACCACCAAAGGUGGAGUCCAGUGUUGUCAGAAUAGAACCAAAGAAUCCACCACCACCAGUGAACUUUCAAGAAUGGGAUGGUCUUGUCAGAAUAGCGUUUAUAAGGAAGAAUAAGACGCUUUGUUCUGCAUUCAAAUCUAGAGCAGUUGAGCAGUUGUUGGAGAAGAAUUACAAAAUCCACUGUUCUGUACACAACAUUGUAAUACCAGAUGAUUUUAGCAUUUCUGAAAAAAUAAACAACAUCCUUCAAGAAACUGGCUUCAGUGAAAAACGAGCACGGUCCAUGGACAUCGAUGAUUUUAUGAAAUUGCUUCAUGGAUUUAACUCGGCUGGCAUCCACUUCUCGUGAAUGAGGGGAAAGAGAAUAUUUAUAUAUAAAAGAUAAAUGACUAAAGAACUGCUAUGCUGUUGAAUGGACAAAUGCAGCUUGUGCAUGUCCUCUGGAAUUACUUGAUCAACUUCUAACUUAUUUUACUAUAGGUAUGGUCAUAUAGGUAUAGGUAAGAAAAGUGUGGUUAAAUUGAAUGGGUUUUAAUUUAAUACUGUUAAAAACCACAUCAUUUAAUUGUGGCCAAUGGCAAUCCAUGCCCUCCCUCUUUAGUAGUAUUACAUUGCUGAAGUUGUGAAGGUGUGCACAGUAUUUUGUAAUUGUGUUCGUAAAAAUGUGAAUUGCUGUGACGGGGUUUCAGUAAAGAGUUUUUUUUAAUUAGAUUCCUCCUCCCCAGCAGUGUGACAAAGCUUAUAACCUAGAAAGGAAACUUUAUAUACAAACACCUUUAAAUAUUUAACUUUAUUCUAGCAAGAUGGUGACCAUCAGAGCCUUUACUGUAUUUAUACAAGGUUUGAAAUGAGUUUGGCUUGCUACUUUGUGUCAAGAGCCUGGCUGGUUUUCCUUGCUGGCUUUCUUCAUUUGUGAUAUGCAACAGGUUUCAGACUUUUACAUAUUCAUGAUAGUUUACAGUGCUUUGAAAUGAGACCUUCUCUAUUUGGAUUUAUUCAUGUCACAAAUUGUUCGCUGGUGGCCCUAUAAAAUAGAAAUUACUUGGGUUUACACAAUCGUUAUUUACACACAUUUUGCAACAGUACUGUGAAACUUUAAAUUGAGAUUUUAAAUACAUGUUCAUGUUUUGAGGGAAACAUUGGUUUAAAAAAAAUAAUAAAUUAAAUACACAUCCAAAAUAAAUUUGUAAGCAGGGAAUUGUGAUUAGAAAUACAGUAAAACCUGCUAUAACCAGUCACCCAAUGGACUGAACAUAUCCACUGCAUUCUUGUAUUAAAAUUAAUAGAUCACAUUGCGAGUCAACCGGGUUAUAGAAGUUGGUGACUCUAAACAGAGGUUUAAGACAGCCACCCUGCCAAAGGGGGGCAAUCUGUCGCCUCAGACCAGCUUUGCACCUGGGGUAAAUGUAUUUAAACUACAUUUUGGUUCACAUAAUAAGAUUCCCCCCAUUGAAAGGAUUAGGAUACAAUAAAAAAAAAAAAAAGGAUUUCUUUUUUUUCUGACCAACAUGUUCAUUUAUGUUUGUCUUGUUUCGUCAUACCGUGGAAACCAAAAUGUAGAAUAAAAGGCAAAGAUUUCACUACA
This is a messenger RNA of Acipenser ruthenus (sterlet), 2297 nucleotides long. Its product is annotated as probable dimethyladenosine transferase. The coding region runs from base 141 to 1061 and encodes 306 amino acids. NCBI's taxonomy places the organism in Eukaryota, Metazoa, Chordata, Actinopteri, Acipenseriformes, Acipenseridae. The record is from RefSeq and is a predicted model, not a curated record. Gene Ontology annotation, biological process: rRNA methylation. The transcript has 12 exons. Gene Ontology annotation, molecular function: rRNA (adenine-N6,N6-)-dimethyltransferase activity. Gene Ontology annotation, cellular component: mitochondrial matrix.